Dioscorea cayenensis subsp. rotundata (Guinea yam) is the source of this 445-nucleotide messenger RNA. Its product is annotated as 40S ribosomal protein S21-like. Gene Ontology annotation, molecular function: structural constituent of ribosome. Bases 16 to 225 code for a protein of 69 amino acids. The record is from RefSeq and is a predicted model, not a curated record. Lineage: Eukaryota; Viridiplantae; Streptophyta; Magnoliopsida; Dioscoreales; Dioscoreaceae. Gene Ontology annotation, biological process: endonucleolytic cleavage in ITS1 to separate SSU-rRNA from 5.8S rRNA and LSU-rRNA from tricistronic rRNA transcript (SSU-rRNA, 5.8S rRNA, LSU-rRNA); endonucleolytic cleavage to generate mature 3'-end of SSU-rRNA from (SSU-rRNA, 5.8S rRNA, LSU-rRNA); translation. The transcript has 2 exons. Gene Ontology annotation, cellular component: cytosolic small ribosomal subunit; ribosome.
UGCUGGUGUUUCUUGAUGAUUUGCAGUUCGGCGACGAACAGGCUGAUCACUGCGAAAGAUCACGCUUCGGUGCAGAUCAACAUCGGACAUAUCGAUGAGAACGGAAUGUAUACUGGCCAGCACACCACCUUCGCUCUCUGCGGGUUCAUCCGUGCUCAGGGUGAUGCUGAUAGUGCUCUAGACAGGCUCUGGCAGAAGAAAAAGGCUGAAGUUCGCCAGCAAUAGAUGCUACUUCCAAGGAUUAAUCUGUAGGUUGCCAUGGAUUUUAUCAAGUGAUUGUACCUAAAUUCUCCUCUCCUGGUGGCAUGAGUUCAUGACAUUAAAUCUUAAACUUUUUCUGUUGUCCUGGAUUGUUGCAGACCUAAAUUUUAUCUUUAAGCUAGUACCUUUAUCAGUCUGCUGAGAAAUUUUGUGUUUGAACCAUACAGUGAUUUUUUUUUUUUUU